Messenger RNA from Rhizophagus irregularis DAOM 181602=DAOM 197198, 1057 nucleotides. The record is from RefSeq and is a predicted model, not a curated record. NCBI's taxonomy places the organism in Eukaryota, Fungi, Glomeromycota, Glomeromycetes, Glomerales, Glomeraceae.
UGAUCUGCCAAAGCUAUUGUCACUUGAUAAUAAAGUUUAUGCAUCGUAUAGAAGUGCUAUGCGUGAAUUUAUAGCAGAAAAAUGGAAUGGAAAUACUCCAGAAUAUCGCAAGAUAAGUAUGACUAAAAAACGCUAUUUGGUUGAAAAGUACAAAUCAAAUAAUCCAGAUUUUCCAUUAUCAAUUGGUGAUUGGGCUAUUCAAAUGAUGAUGCGUCGUGCUAUUAAUCAACAGCGUAAAGUAGAAAGAAAAGUUACAAAGAAUGUUAAGCAUUCUCGUGUUAUGAAAAGUAAAGUGAUGGUAGCUAAGACUAAUAAAUCUAAUAAAAUUCAUGAUUCAGUAUCAGAAGAUGCCGAUGCUACCAAUGAUGAAGAUGCCAAUACUAACAGUGAUAAUACUAAUGAUGAUGAUGUUGUUGACAAUGAUGAAGAUGCCAAUACUAAUAAUGAUGAAGAUGCCAAUACUAAUAAUGAUGAAGAUGCCAAUACUAACAAUGAUGAAGAUUCCGAUACUAAUAAUGAUGAAGAUGCCGAUACUAAUAAUGAUGAAGAUGCCGAUACUAAUAAUGAUGAAGAUGCAGAUACUAAUAAUGAUGAAGAUGCAGAUACUAAUAAUGAUGAAGAUGCCAAUAUUAACAAUGGUGAAGAUGCUGGUAAUGUUGAAGACACUGAUACUACUAAUUAUGAAGAUGCAAAUAGUGUAAACGAUAAUAAAAAUACUAAUUCAAAUACUAAUAACAAUAAAUAUAAAGACGAUUCAAGAUCCAUUAAUAAAAAAUUGGAUACCAAAAAGUCUAGAAGAAUUUUAAAAAUGCGACAAGAUAUAGUUAAUUCUAAUAAUUCCGAAAUUCAAAAAAGUAAAUAUGGACGAAAGGUUAAUAAUAGCAAAAGGAGUAUGCAAGAAGCAGAUCAAGGCGAGGAUACGCAAGAAAAUCAAAAAUCUAAUAGACGAUCUAAAAGAAUAGCCAACAAGGAAGAAGAUUGUUGGCAUAAAUCAUCUUCAACAUCAUUCUACAUGUCAGAUUAUAGUAUAUAUGAUAGAAUUAUUUUUAGAAUUUAG